Messenger RNA from Galeopterus variegatus (Sunda flying lemur), 846 nucleotides. RefSeq names its product leucine-rich repeat-containing protein 37A3-like. The annotation marks the transcript as partial. The transcript has 7 exons. The record is from RefSeq and is a predicted model, not a curated record. Lineage: Eukaryota; Metazoa; Chordata; Mammalia; Dermoptera; Cynocephalidae.
AUGACAGUAAGAAUUCUCAAUCAUAAUCCUCUCACUACUGUUGAAGACCCACAUCUUUUUAAAUUGCCAGCAUUAAAAUAUCUAGACAUGGGAGCAAGACAAGUGUCACUUACAAUAAUUGAGAACGCCCUCCUGAUGACUCUUGAAUUGGAAAAACUGAUCUUACCUAGCCAUAUGGCCUGCUGCCUCUGCCGGUUUAAAAAUAUUGAGGUUGUCUGCAAGACAGUCAAGCUGCAUUGUGACAGUACAUGUCUGACAAACCCCACACAUUGUCUUGAAGAGGCAUCUAUAAGAAAUCCUGAAGGAGCUUUCAUGAAAGUAUUAAAAUCUUGGAAGAACACAAGCACUGAGCUGACGAUUGAGCCAGAGAAGGCAUCCUCGGACAAAACUGGCAUGAACUGGUCAGAUAUGAAUGAGCAGCUAGACCUAAAUGAAAAAAGUGAAAUUAUACACACACUAAAUUACCUGUUAUCUUAUCUAUCAGAGGGAAACCUAGAAGACAUACAACCAACAUUAUUACCAUUCAUUAAACUUCUUUUUUCAAAUAAAAACAGCCUGGCAAAGCUUGAGAGUAUAGAGAAAAGGCUGCAGAGAGUGUGCAAAAUCCUCAAGAAGCAAAGAGGCAUAAAGAAAAGGCACUUCAAAAAAACUUUGGAAAUGGACUGCUCUGAGUCCCAUGUACAAACAGAGGCCUUCAGAACAGGCCUCCUGAUGAAGCUUCUCAGUGAGCAGCAGGAAGCAAAGGCGUCCAAGGCAGAAUGGGAUCCGGACCAGUGGAAAACUGAGAACGGCAUCAACGAGAGCCCAGAAGCCCAGGGUGAACAGAAAGACCAGGAGUCACAUGAG